Messenger RNA from Xiphophorus couchianus (Monterrey platyfish), 1917 nucleotides. RefSeq names its product chaperonin containing TCP1, subunit 2 (beta) (gene cct2). Lineage: Eukaryota; Metazoa; Chordata; Actinopteri; Cyprinodontiformes; Poeciliidae. The transcript is spliced from 16 exons. Bases 122 to 1729 code for a protein of 535 amino acids. Gene Ontology annotation, cellular component: cytosol; chaperonin-containing T-complex. Gene Ontology annotation, molecular function: ATP-dependent protein folding chaperone; ATP hydrolysis activity; ATP binding. Gene Ontology annotation, biological process: protein folding. The record is from RefSeq and is a predicted model, not a curated record.
GGAUUUUUUUUCCGUUAUGUACUUUGAACGCACCAUCACGCAGAUGCGUCUUUGCGUCACGGUCACGUCCAGCCCUUCCUCGGUGUGCGUGCUUUGCUUCCACCCUUGAAUUACAGACAUCAUGGCGUCCCUAUCCAUGGCCCCGGUCAGCAUCUUCAAACACGGAGCCGAUGAAGAAAAAGCAGAAACUGCACGACUGUCGUCUUUCGUUGGCGCCAUCGCCAUUGGCGAUCUGGUGAAGAGCACUCUGGGGCCGAAGGGAAUGGAUAAGAUUUUGAUCAGUGGAGCAAAAGGCGGCAUGGUGACGGUAACCAACGACGGAGCGACCAUCUUGAAGGCCAUCGGCGUCGACAACCCGGCUGCCAAGGUUCUUGUUGACAUGUCGAAGGUUCAGGACGAUGAAGUCGGAGACGGGACGACCUCGGUCACUGUGCUCGCCGCCGAGCUGCUGAGGGAGGCAGAGCUUCUGAUUGCCAGGAAGCUCCACCCUCAGACCAUCAUCUCAGGCUGGAGGAAGGCGACUCAGGCGGCCAGGGAGGCUCUAAGGGAGGCAGCUGCCGACCACAGCAACGACCCGGACCGCUUCCAGGAGGACCUGCUGAACAUCGCCCGCACCACGCUGUCGUCCAAGCUGCUGACGCACCACAAAGACCACUUCUCCAAGCUGGCGGUGAACGCCAUCAUGAGGCUGAAAGGCUCCGGCAACCUGGAGGCGAUCCACGUCAUCAAGAAGCUGGGAGGAAGCCUCACCGACUCGUACCUGGACGAAGGUUUCCUGUUGGACAAGAAGAUCGGGGUGAACCAACCGAAGAGGAUGGAGAACGUCAAGAUUCUGAUCGCCAACACCGGCAUGGACACCGACAAGAUCAAGAUCUUCGGCUCCAGAGUUCGCGUUGACUCCACGGCGAAGGUUGCGGAGAUCGAGCUAGCCGAGAAGCAGAAGAUGAAGGAGAAAGUCGACCGAAUCCUGAAGCACGGCAUCAACUGCUUCAUCAACAGGCAGCUGAUCUAUAACUACCCAGAGCAGCUGUUCGCUCAGGCUGGAGUCAUGGCCAUCGAGCACGCCGACUUCGCCGGCGUCGAGCGCCUCGCUCUCGUCACAGGCGGUGAGAUCACCUCCACCUUCGACCACCCGGAGAUGGUGAAGCUCGGUCACUGCAAGCUGAUCGAGGAGGUGAUGAUCGGCGAGGACAUGCUCCUCCACUUCUCUGGGGUUGCCAUGGGUGAGGCUUGCACCGUCGUCCUGCGCGGAGCGACGCAGCAGAUCCUGGACGAGGCGGAGCGCUCGCUGCACGACGCUCUCUGCGUUUUGGCUCAGACUGUGAAGGAGCCGCGCACCGUCUACGGAGGAGGCUGCUCUGAGAUGCUGAUGGCGAAGGUGGUGAGCGAUUUGGCCAAUAGGACGCCAGGAAAGGAAGCGGUUGCCAUGGAGUCAUUCGCCAAAGCGCUCAGGAUGUUGCCAACCAUCAUUGCAGACAACGCCGGAUACGACAGCGCCGACCUGGUGGCUCAACUGAGAGCUGCACACCAAGAGAACAAAACCACAUAUGGACUUGACAUGUCCGAAGGCUCGAUAGGCGACAUGGUGACUCUGGGAAUCACCGAGUCGUUCCAGGUGAAGCGCCAGAUGCUGCUGAGCGCCUCCGAGGCGGCGGAGAUGAUCCUCAGAGUCGACAACAUCAUCAAAGCUGCUCCCAGGAAGAGAGUCCCCGACCAUCACCCCUGCUGAACCAGGAUUCAGACGACAAACAGGAGACGGAUGAGAUUUAUUUAUCACCUCUGUGUAAUCCAGACGGUUUCUUUUUUCCCGUUAGCAUCGCAGCGCCGCAGAUAUCUGGCUACAAUUUGCUGUCAAACAUUUAGAUAAGGAAGUUUGGAUGUUGUUUUUGUUUACUGAAAUAAAAACGAAAGCUCAAG